UCGUCAAUACGUUCCUGGAACUUAUGAUCUUUGGAUCUGUGUGCGCCGGAGUUCGAUGUUAGUUGUGCUGGCAUGGAUAUAUUAAGGGUAGAUAAUGAAGACUAGUUUCGAUUUACGGAGAGUUAUUUGUCUAUUUAACUACUGAUCUAUCAUAUUCGUUGUUGGAACUUAGAGAAAAUCGCAAAAUCUUUUGUUAUUCGUGUUAAUUAGAAGUUCGAAUUAGUUUUAUACCAUGAUGAUACUAUUGAUGCAACUAUAGGGAGAAAAUGUGGCUGCUUAACCUGUUUCUAGAUGAAAUUCGAGACUUCUCAGGAUUUCACAUGAAAUUCUACACCACGAAAAUGCAGUUGAUAUCUUGCCAUCAUGAACAGUGAAACUGAUUCAUAUAGCAUACAUAACACUGAUACAUAGACGAAAAGAAAGAAAGAGAGAGAGAAAGAGAUGGAGGGAAGAAAGAAACACAUACAAAAAAAAGAGAGAGAGAAAAAAAAAAACGAUUUUCGAAACCGUCCCCCACGCCUCAAAUAAUCCAGAUAUAUCCACGCCAUCCUUUUCUAAUUUCAGGUCCUUUCAACAUCCCUCCAAAGAACACACACCUAGCAACUGAACCCCGAACUCACCAGGUAUCACGGACCAAAUCAUCUCGACGAAAAGCAAUUCAAAACGCACAGCUGUCCAUGUGUUUACGUUCGCCAUGGCUAGCGUAGCACAGCGUCUCGGGUAUUUGUUUUACGCAGUGAAUCCCAAAGCGACUUUUUUCAAACACCCGGAGGAAAUCCCGCGAUACGAGAAUGAGACCUUAUCCGCCAUCUUAGCUUUGGUCGGGCUAGAAAUUGCGUUCAAGGUGUUCACAGGGAAGCAAAUACGAUCGAACGAGGUCCUCACAUCGCUGGCUAUCGGUUUACUGCACGAAACUACUGUAUUCAUCUCCGAGGGCGCCAUCUUGCUGGGGUACGAGUGGCUCUAUCAGUUCCGCGUGUUUGACCUCCCGUGGGACUCGCUGUACACGUGGUGGGCCGCCUUCUUCUUCGUCGACUUCUGCUACUACUGGGUCCAUCGGGCGAACCACGAGGUCAAUCUCCUCUGGGCGGCCCACCAAGUGCACCAUUCCUCCGAGGACUACAUUCUCCCCACUGCAGUCCGCGUGUCUGUCUUCCAGCGCAUGACCUACUUCGGGUUCUACCACCCCCUCGCCCUCCUGGGGAUCCCCAUCUCCUCCGUCAUGGUCCACCUUGCCUUCAACUUCCUCUUCCAGUUCUGGGUUCAUAACGAAGACAUUGGCAAGCUCGGGCCCCUUGAGUGGGUCUUCAACACGCCGUCGCAUCAUCGCGUGCAUCACGGAUCCAACAAGUGGUGUCUUGAUAAGAAUUACGGCAGUAUCUUUAUCCUCUGGGACCGACUCUUCGGCACUUUCCAGGAGGAGAAGGAGGACGAGGAGAUCGUCUACGGCCUCGUGGACCAACCUCAGUCCAUGAACGGCAUCUGGCAUGAGAUCUUCUACUUCGAGAAGAUCUACGAGAAGGCGCGGAGCAUGAGCAGCUGGGGCGACUCCCUGAGGGCGGUGUUCUAUGGGCCCGGCUGGGUCCCCGGGGCGCCUCGCCUGGGGGACCCCGACGGCUUCCCGGACGUCAGGGCCCCCCGGGGGAAGUACGACCCCCAGAUGCCCGCGUGGUUCUUGUGGUAUACUUUGGUUCACUUGUCGAUCGGCAUAUUCCUUCAGCAAAUAAUGUUAAUUCACCUGCAGGCUUCUUCAUGGCUCACGGUCGCCCUCUUCAUCGCCUUCAACUUCCUGACGGUGGGCGUCCUGGGCUCCAUGUUCGACGGGUGGCGUUGGGCGCCGCUGCUGGAGGCCGCCCGCUGCGCCGCCUUCCUGCUCUACGCCCGCGCGACGCCCGUCUCCGGCGCCCCGAUGGUGGACGCCGCCCUCGUCCUCUGCUUCGCCAUGGGCGCCGUCUUCUGGACGUCGCAGAGCCUCCUGGUCAUUGGCGCGCCCGCGAAAGCCGUUAAAUUUGAAUGAGCCAAUGAGCGCCUCUUCCUCUGCCUCGCCACGAGCGCAAUCUUGUUCGCUCGCAGUAGGAUGCCAAUUAUAUGUUUGUCUUAUUUUUGAUCAGACCAUCUCAAUAUUUAUUAAUUUAAUUUGCAUUGAGCGCCGUAAGAUAGACAUUAUUAACCGAACUAUUUUUCACAACAGACUGGAAUGGAAUGGAGUUACGAAAUGUAAAUAUAUAAACAUUGGAUUAUGCAAA
Molecule: messenger RNA, 2246 nt
Organism: Penaeus chinensis
Lineage: Eukaryota; Metazoa; Arthropoda; Malacostraca; Decapoda; Penaeidae
Product: alkylglycerol monooxygenase-like
Exons: 7
Coding region: 695-2017 (440 amino acids)
Biological process (GO): lipid biosynthetic process
Cellular component (GO): endoplasmic reticulum
Molecular function (GO): oxidoreductase activity; iron ion binding
Source: RefSeq, a predicted model, not a curated record